CAUCUUCUUCCUUCAUUCUUCUCUCUCAUCCCUCCGGCUCUUCCUCUUUCCCAGCCUUCUUCCUCCUCUUCCAUCCCUUCUUCCUCUUUUUACUUCCUCCUUCGACCUUUUUCUUGUUGUUUCUCUCUCCCCUUUCUUCAUCUUCCUCUUUCCCCUUCCAGAUCUAUGUGGGUUCUCCCUUGAGAACUCAGAUCUCGGUUCUCUCCCUAAGAAAGAACCCAAUUUUCAGUUCUAAGAAAACCAUUCUCCAUGAGAGCCAUGGAUCGAUGAUGGACAUAUCGAUUGAGCCAAGGAUUACGAAGAUUUGAGCCCUUCGACAUUAAUUGCAGGAACCCAGAUCUGGGUUGUUUCCAUACAAGCUAAGUUUUUUUGCUUUCUUUUUCUUUUUUGGUGUGUGUUUGGUUGCCAUGAAAGAUUGGUUCUUUGGGUAUUCACAGAUUCUUAGGAAACAGAAUUACAAACAAUGAAUGGCGUAGGAAUUCUUUGACCUUGGUGAUGAAUUGGAAGGCAGCGUCGCGGUGGAGGAGAGAAUCGAAGGAGGGGAUCCGAGUGGAGUCUGGCUGGACAGGGCAGAUGCAGUGGGAAUCGGGUUUGAGAAAGUUUGGGUCUGUGCUUCCUGGGGAUUUUAGUGAUGAGAAAGGAGGUGGAAAAAGGAAGGUGUUUUGGGAAGUUAGGGUUAAGGUUUAACAGUGGUUUGGAGAAGAUGAGGCGCGGAGCCAUGGAAAUCGGCUAUGGAGUUCGGGUACCGUUUGAGUCAUUAAUUUUGGUAAGAACAAAGAUUUGGGUUGGGCCAGAUCAGGAAGAGAGAAGGUUCGAGAUUAUCAGAUAGAAGGAUGUUGGACAACACUAGUGACCGUGGGUGGUGCCGAUGUGAUGUAGGUAAUUUAUGUGUGAAACCCAGAUUUGAGUUUGAGAAAAACCCAUAUUUGAGUUUGAGAAAAACCCAGAUCUGGGUUUGAGAGAAGAUCUGGAUUUCGAAUGGCCGCAAAAGGCACACCAGGAUCGCGUCACUCAUGCUCUCCGCUUGCUGAGUGAACCAUUCAUCGGUGCCGAGGAAGAAGCCAAGGAAAAAAGAAGGGGCGAAUGGAUGAGAGAGACGAAGGGAGGAAGAAGAAGAUGAAUAAUCUAAUAUUAAAUUAUGUGAGUUUUU
Molecule: messenger RNA, 1150 nt
Organism: Rubroshorea leprosula
Lineage: Eukaryota; Viridiplantae; Streptophyta; Magnoliopsida; Malvales; Dipterocarpaceae
Source: the annotation of a GenBank genome assembly